Messenger RNA from Linum tenue, 528 nucleotides. NCBI's taxonomy places the organism in Eukaryota, Viridiplantae, Streptophyta, Magnoliopsida, Malpighiales, Linaceae. The record is from the annotation of a GenBank genome assembly.
CUCAGCUCGUCAUACUAAUUACUAUGCAGAUUGUUAGCUAUAAAUAGCUAAUUAAGGCGGAUAUAUAUGAUCAGUAGAAGGUAAACAAUUAAUUAUCAAUCCAUCAUCGUUGAUAUGGGAAGCAGCCAACGGUUGGUAAUCAUGUUCACUGCUGCUGUGCUCUGCUGGAGCUUACUGGUCGUUUCUCCGACGGCCAACGGCCGCCGGCUUCCCCAGGCUCCGGCGACGUCAAUGGAUCACAAAGGAAAUAUUAUGGGCAGUACUGCCCUUCUUCCAGCUCAAGACGAUGCACCGCCACCGCCACCGCCGCCGUCAUAUUGUAUUUGGUACCCCACUACUGGACAAGGAUUUGCUCACCGUACGCCGACAAGGAUAGCAUCCAGCCGCCGACAUGACGACGACCUUAUACAAUCAAUCUAUCUUCAAUUUGUGUUUGAGAUGUCGAUGGAAUUACUAUAUCAACGUAUUAAGGUAUUACCUAUAUCAUCCUUAUAAAAAAAAAAAUAUAUAUAUAUAUAUAGGGUGACU